Molecule: messenger RNA, 784 nt
Organism: Anopheles funestus (African malaria mosquito)
Lineage: Eukaryota; Metazoa; Arthropoda; Insecta; Diptera; Culicidae
Gene: Dph3
Product: DPH3 homolog
Exons: 1
Coding region: 61-525 (154 amino acids)
Biological process (GO): protein histidyl modification to diphthamide
Molecular function (GO): metal ion binding
Source: RefSeq, a predicted model, not a curated record
UCAUUCCCGGUUGUAAACAAAGAAAAAAAACCCUUCAAACCAUGUGUUUCUGUUGCGCGUAUGUGCAUCACGAACACAUUACGAAGCGAAACGUGUGGUGUGCGGAAAAAAUUAAAAAUAAAUCAUGAAAUAAUAUACCAAAGCAAAAACAAAAUCUUCCCUCAAUCGAAACGCAAAACAACAAGGACACUUGGCUCUCUAGUGUGUCGUUCGACAGUAUCCUGUGCAUGCGAUGAAAACGAUGAUCGCCUUCCUGCCGGUGAGAUGAGCGUGUACCACGAUGAGGUCGAAAUCGAAGAUUUCGAGUACGACGAGGAGGAGGAGAUGUACUACUAUCCCUGCCCGUGCGGUGACCGGUUCCAGAUCAGCCGCGAAGCGUUGAUAGCGGGUGAAGAGGUCGCAACCUGUCCGAGCUGCUCGCUAAUAGUGAAAGUGAUUUACGAUCCGGAAGCGUUUGCCGCGGAACAGGAUGAAGUGGAACAGGACAGCGGUAAAGUGGUCGAACAACCAUUGGAGAAAAAUUAAGCAAGUUUUGCGCCUUGUGGUGGAAGGUGAUGAAUCGUUGACAAUGUUGGGAUGAAUAAAUUAAGAUAGCUUCUUAUGCACAAAACUAAUAGUACGCUGUACAGUUUUACACUCGAAGGAGCGAGCGAGUCGCAAAGAAAAGUUAAUAUUUUAUUUGUCCUUCAUCUAAUGCUACAAAACACCAUAGGUAUAUCAACAAAUUACAAAGCUAAUGUUAAAAGUACAAUGACAAGUUAAUUUAAAACUUAAUAAUCCAGAA